GUUCUCCCACAUAAUGCCAACUAUGAGGUAUCUUCCCCUGUAAGCUUUAUGAGGAGUACUUCAUUAGAACCAGUAUAUAACUUUAAACAUUCGAACUUUCUGCACACACCAAUUCAAUCUCGAGCCCUAGACAAUGUCUGGCGAAACAAAGUUCAGCGUCUUGUCCAGUCUCUUCAACUGGAUUCAGAAGAGCAAGACGUCGGCAAAGAAGAAGUCGAAGUUCAGGAAGUUUCUGGACAACUUCUGCAAACCGUCGGACUACUUCAGUGCCAUCAGGUUGAUCCUACCGAGCCUGGAUCGAGAGCGAGGCACGUACGGCCUCAAGGAGUCUGUUCUCGCCACCUGCCUCAUCGACGCCCUUGGCAUGUCCAGGGAGUCCGACGACGCCCUCCGCCUCGUCAAUUGGCGGAAGGGCGGAGCCAAGACCGGCGCCAAUGCCGGCAAUUUCUCGCUCGUUGCCACCGAGGUGCUGCAACGCAGGCAGGGGAUGACUUCUGGUGGACUAACAAUCAAGGAAUUAAAUGACUUGCUUGAUCGCUUGGCUUCGAGUGAAAAUAGGGAAGAGAAGGCUUCUGUCCUUUCUGAACUGAUCAGGAAAACAAAUGCACAGGAAAUGAAGUGGAUUAUCAUGAUAAUUCUUAAAGAUCUGAAGUUGGGAAUUAGUGAAAAAAGCAUCUUUCAUGAAUUUCAUCCGGAUGCCGAAGACUUGUUCAAUGUCACCUGCGACUUAAAACUAGUCUGUGAAAAGUUGAGGGACCGAAGUCAACGACAUAAACGCCAGGACAUAGAAGUUGGAAAACCUGUACGCCCUCAACUAGCAUUGAGGAUUGGUAAUGCAACUGCUGCAUGGAAAAAGCUUCAUGGGAAGGAAGUUGUUGUUGAAUGCAAAUUUGAUGGUGACCGCAUCCAAAUCCAUAAGAAUGGAGCAGAUGUUCAUUUCUUCUCGAGGAACUUUAUUGAUCACCCUGAAUAUGGACAUGCAAUGUCGAAUAUCGUUAUACAAAAUAUUCUUGUUGACAGGUGUAUACUUGAUGGUGAAAUGCUGGUCUGGGAUACAUCCACGAACCGUUUCGCUGACUUUGGUUCAAAUCAGGAAAUAGCCAAGGCUGCAAAGGAGGGGCUUGACAGUGACAGACAGGUUUUCUGCUAUGUUGCGUUUGAUAUUCUUUAUGUUGGAGAUACGAGUGUUAUUCACCAAAGCUUGAAGGAACGGCAUCAGCUUCUACGGAAAGUUGUGAAGCCUAUAAGGGGCCGUUUAGAAAUUUUGGUUCCUAAUGGUGGUCUUAAUGCCCAUUGUCCUUCCGGGGAUCCGUGUUGGUCAUUUAUUGCUUAUAACGUGGAUGAUGUUGAGAGGUUUUUUAAAGCAACUGUGGAAAACAGAGAUGAAGGAAUUGUUCUAAAAGACUUUGGUUCCAAAUGGGAACCAAGUGAUCGGAGUGCAAAGUGGUUGAAGUUGAAGCCUGAGUACAUUCGAGCUGGCUCUGAUUUAGAUGUUCUCAUCAUCGGAGGAUACUAUGGUUCUGGACGUCGUGGAGGGGAGGUGGCGCAAUUCCUGGUGGGCCUUGCAGAGCGUUCACCUCCAAAUACAUAUCCCAGGCGAUUUAUUUCCUUCUGCAGAGUGGGUACUGGACUUUCUGAUGAGGAGCUUGAUACUGUUGUAACCAAGUUAAAGCCGUAUUUUAGGAAAAAUGAGUACCCAAAGAAGGCACCACCAAGUUUUUAUCAAGUUACAAAUAACUCUAAAGAGAGGCCAGAUGUUUGGAUUGACAGCCCUGAAAAGUCAAUUAUACUUUCUAUAACCAGCGAUAUUCGAACAAUAAGGUCUGAGGUAUUUGCUGCACCAUACAGCUUGAGAUUCCCACGUAUUGAUCGAGUGAGAUAUGACAAGCCUUGGUAUGAGUGCCUUGAUGUUCAAUCUUUUGUAGAGUUGGUACAUUCAAGCAAUGGUACCACACAGAGGGGAGCAGAUUAUGGAGUUGAGCAAAAUAAUAAUAAUAAUAAAAGACGCAAGGAAUCCUCAAAAAAAGGAGACAAAAAGAAUGUUUCUAUUGUUCCUAGUCACUUAAUUCAGACUGAUAUUUCUGACAUUAAGGGAGAGACUUUGAUUUUUUCAAACAUGAUGUUUUACUUUGUCAAUGUGCCUCCAACCCAUUCUCUGGAUUCCUUGCACAAAAUGGUGGCUGAAAAUGGGGGCAAAUUCUCAAUGAAUAUGAAUAGCUCAGUUACUCAUUGUGUUGCAGCUGAAAGCAAAGGGCUCAAAUUUAAGGCGGCAAAGCUUCAUGGAGAUAUUAUUCAUUGCUUGUGGCUCUUUGAUUGUUGUUCACAGAGAAAGCUCCUCCCUUUACAACCAAAGUACUUCCUCUUCCUUUCUGACUCUUCAAAGAAAAAGUUAGAAGAAGAAAUUGAUGAAUUCUCUGACUCUUACUACUGGGAUCUUGAAAUUACAGAAAUUCAACUGCUCUUAAGCAACAUAAAUAGAUCAGAAGAUCCCAGAACUGUUGAUUACUAUAAGAAAAAAUACUGUCCAAAGGAUAAAUGGUGUCGCUUUCAUGGCUGCUGCAUUUACUUCCACCAUUCAAUACAAUCUUUGAAUUCGGAUUCAAAAUUUUUAUUGGGACUUGCACUGAGGAGGAUGAAGAUUGAAGUGUCCAUGGGUGGUGGUAAAGUCAUCAGCAACCUUUCUAAUGCUACCCAUAUUGUGGUCAUGUCACUGUCGAGAUCUGAUGCUGACUUCGAUACUAUAUUGAAUAGUUUCUCAGCAGAUGAGCUACAUUUUAUACGCAACAAAAGGUUGCAUGUUGUUGCUUCUCAAUGGUUGGAAGAUUGCCUUGAUAAUGAACAGAAAUUGCAAGAGGAAACAUAUAGCUUGAAGCCUGAUGGCUUUGAAGAGUCUGGUGACUGUAAUCAUGACUUCAGUCUAGAAAACUUCUCUAGCUUGGACAAUGUAGAAAAGCAGUGUGUGUUAUCUUCUCCACACAAAGAUGGAAUACAGAGAAAAAGCGAAGCUUCUUUAGAUCACCCCCGAGUCUUGACUUUACCCCCGAGGGAUGGAAAUAGGAAAAGAGAAAGGCCCGCCACCACGACCACUAGUAAAGGGAAAAUAGGUGUCAUCCAACCUCGAAGGACACGGGCGCGGCUUGGAAACAAGCCUGCUAAAAUACAUGAAAUUGAAUCAGAUACAAAUGCUGCUUCAAAUGAAGACACGGUUAUGAAAGAGUCCGAAAUGGGAGGACCAAAUCAUGGAAGCAUUGGAUUGAUAGGUCAGGAGAGUACAGGAAUCCGAGAGAAAGAGACAGUAGAAGAUUCCGAGUCAUUGCAAAGAGGCACGGCAGUUAACCAAAGAGGCAUGGCAGUUAACCUAGAGGUUGCAGAAGAUAGUGAACAGAAGGAAUGGUUAGAUAGAGCUCAUGUAAUUGAAUCGGGCAGUGGAUAUAAUGCCAAAGGCAGUGAGAGGCUUGAGAAGCUUGAAGUUAUGGUUGAUCCUGUCCAGGCCAUGCUAUUAGACAUGAUACCGAGCCUUGGGACACAGAAAGUUGAAACUAGCAAUCCUUUUCUUGAAGAUGAGAAGCCACCGGUAGAUCCUGAUGCAAAACCCGUAAAGAAAAAGAAAAUCAGCUACAGGGAUGUUGCAGACGAGCUGCUUAAGGAUUGGUAACACUGUCACAUUUCCUCAGAUUAACUUUUUUCCAUGACUUUUUUAGUUGUAUAUAAAACCAUGUUGGAAGCAAUGGAUGAAACGGAUCUGUUAGUAUAUGGCUCCAUUCCUUUCUUGUACUGUACCAUAUCUAUAGUAAUGACAGAUGUGGCAGUUAACUCAUAAUCUUUUGCUGUUGUAACUACUAACUGGAACAUGUUGCAUAUCAGUUUGGAACUUUGUUAUCUGAAGUGGUGUCCAAGUGUAGUUGUAAACCUAAUGAAUUCUAUAAUUGUCCAAAAAGUUAUUUUAUUUUUAUUUUUAUUUUUAAUUUAUUAAA
This is a messenger RNA of Cornus florida, 3974 nucleotides long. RefSeq names its product DNA ligase 4. Gene Ontology annotation, biological process: DNA recombination; DNA biosynthetic process; nucleotide-excision repair, DNA gap filling. The transcript has 26 exons. Gene Ontology annotation, cellular component: DNA ligase IV complex. Gene Ontology annotation, molecular function: ATP binding; DNA binding; DNA ligase (ATP) activity. Bases 134 to 3655 code for a protein of 1173 amino acids. The record is from RefSeq and is a predicted model, not a curated record. NCBI's taxonomy places the organism in Eukaryota, Viridiplantae, Streptophyta, Magnoliopsida, Cornales, Cornaceae.